GCUGCAUGGUUCGGCCUAUAUGUCUUCUAUCUGUCAAUGACUACGCAUAGAGGGGGGUGGGAGGGACUGUGGGAGUGGUUUACACUUUACAGGUCUAUAUAUAUGUGUGCCCUUUUAUACUUAUGAGGAAGCCCCCUCCAUAACCCAUUUGCAGAGCUUUAUUUGGAGUAAAACAAUGGCUCCUUUCAUGAUAAUUUUGGGGUUGUUGUUUGUCUUAGUCGUCUCUAUCUGCACUGCUUUGUUGAGAUGGAAUGAGCUGAGAUACAGUAAGAAAGGUUUGCCACCUGGUACCAUGGGCUGGCCAAUCUUUGGUGAAACCACUGAGUUUCUCAAGCAAGGUCCCAACUUUAUGAAAAACCGAAGAGCAAGGUAUGGCAGCUUCUUCAAAUCCCAUAUACUGGGGUGUCCUACGGCAGUUUCCAUGGAUCCAGAGCUCAACAGAUAUAUCCUAAUGAAUGAAGCCAAAGGGCUUGUUCCUGGUUACCCACAAUCCAUGCUUGAUAUCUUGGGGAAAUGCAACAUUGCAGCGGUUCAUGGCUCCACUCAUAAGCUAAUGAGACGAGCUUUGCUUUCCCUCGUUAGUCCCACUAUGAUCAGAGAACGACUCUUGCCCAAGAUAGAUGAAUUCAUGAGAACUUUCCUCUGUAAUUGGGAAAACAAAGUCAUUGACAUACAGGAAAAGACCAAAGAGAUGGCAUUUUUAUCGUCUCUUAAGCAAAUUGCCACUGCUGAAUCCACUUCAGUAGCUCAGGAAUUCAUGCCUGAAUUCUUUAAGCUGGUGUUGGGGACCUUAUCCCUUCCUAUCGAUCUUCCCCGUUCGAAUUAUCGAGGCGGACUUGAGGCAAGGAAAAAUAUUCUGAGAAUAUUAGGACAACUCAUAGAAGAGAGAAGAUACUCUGAAGAACCCCACAAGGACAUGCUUGGGUGCUUGAUGAGAAAAGAUGAUAGUAAUAGACACAAACUAAGUGAUGAUGAGAUCAUUGAUCAAAUAAUCACGAUUUUGUAUUCCGGUUACGAGACUGUUUCGACUACAUCGAUGAUGGCCGUCAAGUAUCUCCAUGAUCAUCCAAGAGUUCUCGAAGAGCUAAGAAAAGAACAUAUGGAAAUUAGAGAAAAGAAAAGGCCAGAGGAUCCAAUUGAAUGGAAUGAUCUUAAGCCAAUGAAGUUUACUAGAGCUGUGAUUUUUGAGACAUCAAGAUUAGCAACCAUUGUUAACGGAGUUUUAAGGAAAACUACUGAAGAAAUGGAACUAAAUGGAUUUGUGAUUCCUGAAGGCUGGAGAAUUUAUGUAUAUACAAGAGAGAUAAACUAUGAUCCUUGUACAUAUCCUGAUCCAUUAGCCUUUAAUCCCUGGAGAUGGAUGGAGAAGGGCUUGGAAUGUCAAAGUAAUUUCCUGAUAUUCGGAGGAGGCACCAGGCAGUGUCCUGGAAAGGAACUAGGAAUUGCAGAAAUCUCUACCUUCCUUCAUUAUUUUGUAACUAGAUACAGGUGGGAAGAAGUAGGGGGAGAGGAGCUCAUAAAUUUUCCAAGAGUCGAAGCACCAAAUGGACUGCACAUUAGGAUUUCAUCAUACUGACCCCACAGAUGUAUGUAUGUACAUAAGAGACGGUAACUGCUAUGAGUUGGAGUUGACUCUGAGGUCAAAGUACGAGGGUUUGGGUAAUGUCAGAAUUUUUGCCUCACUUCCACUUGGGGGAUCUGGUUUUGGACAUGCUAGAGAAGAUGGUUUGCCCGUUGGGGGGGGGGUUUGGCGGUAAACGGUAUAAACGACUUUUUUCUUCUUUUAACUGUGGAUUAUUGGACCACUGGGACGGUGGAGAAGGUCCAAUUGUCGUGUAUGAUCACAAUUGGAAGAGAGGAGGAUGUAGAAUUACCAUGUUCUAACAAAACUUUAAAUGCC
Messenger RNA from Hibiscus syriacus, 1900 nucleotides. RefSeq names its product cytochrome P450 85A-like. Gene Ontology annotation, molecular function: heme binding; oxidoreductase activity, acting on paired donors, with incorporation or reduction of molecular oxygen; monooxygenase activity. The transcript is spliced from 9 exons. The record is from RefSeq and is a predicted model, not a curated record. NCBI's taxonomy places the organism in Eukaryota, Viridiplantae, Streptophyta, Magnoliopsida, Malvales, Malvaceae. The coding region runs from base 176 to 1576 and encodes 466 amino acids. Gene Ontology annotation, biological process: sterol metabolic process.